This is a messenger RNA of Pipra filicauda (Wire-tailed manakin), 8886 nucleotides long. RefSeq names its product otogelin like (gene OTOGL). The record is from RefSeq and is a predicted model, not a curated record. The transcript is spliced from 59 exons. Gene Ontology annotation, cellular component: extracellular matrix. NCBI's taxonomy places the organism in Eukaryota, Metazoa, Chordata, Aves, Passeriformes, Pipridae. The coding region runs from base 18 to 8834 and encodes 2938 amino acids. Gene Ontology annotation, molecular function: protein binding; alpha-L-arabinofuranosidase activity. Gene Ontology annotation, biological process: L-arabinose metabolic process.
UCCUAACUUAUACUGAAAUGAACAUUGUAGGAAAGCUCAGUUUAAUGAUACCAUGGAGUAUAUUCUUGCUUCAUUCACUGCUGUCCUCUUUGCAAGGAUCUUAUUGCAAGCUUUCUCCUUUGAGAAGAACUUUGAGAAAUGAGUUUAAUGCAACUCGACAGAAAAGAGAUCUUGUAACAGCCGAGGUUCAAGCUGCGUCUUUGUUGCAUCUUCAUGGGACCCAGAUGCAGAGUCCACCAGGAGGUUCAUGUCCUCAGGAGUGCCUUAAUGGAGCAGCCUGCACAGAGGCGGGUGAUUGUGACUGUCAGUUAUUUCAGGCUCAAGGAAACAGGUGCCAAAUUGUACCUAACACUGGUAAGGACCGAGAUGGGAUUUGCAAGUCGUGGGGACAGUACCAUUUUGAAACAUUUGAUGGCAUCUACUACUACUUCCCAGGAAAUUGCUCCUAUAUUUUUGCAAAAGAUUGCAGUACUCCAGAACCCCAGUACACUGUUUGGGUUCAUAACAGUCCUCACUGUUAUGGUUCUGUAUAUACUUGUCAGAGGUCCAUCAGCUUAUUUUUUUCAAACCAGGAAGAAAUAAUUAUUUCAGGCCAUGAAGUAAGAAAAAAUGGAAUCAGAUUAAUGUUGCCUCAGACAGUUGGAAAUGCUUUUCUUGAGAGACUGGCUGACUAUAUUCUGGUGAAGACAACCUUUGGUUUUUCUCUUGCUUGGGAUGGAAACUCUGGUAUUUAUAUUAAGCUGACAGAAGAUCAUAAGAGAAAACCUUGUGGCCUUUGUGGAAAUUUUAAUGGCAAUAAAUAUGAUGACCUGAUACUGCAAAAUAGUGAUUAUACAGAAGACAUUGCUGAAUUUGCAAAUAGUUGGGCUGUGCAAUCCUCAGGUGAUGUAGCUUGUGUACCUACUGCCUCAGAUUUUUUCAGUCCUUGCUCAGCUAAUGGAGAAUCCACUGAGGACAUAUUCCUCAAAUGCCAAAUAUUCCUACAGUUUCCUUUUCUCAGCUGUCAUGAAAGUAUAGAUCCGUAUUCUUAUAUUGCAAGCUGUAUGAAUGAUCUUUGCAGAGUGGAUGAUGAUGAAACAUACUGCAGGGCAGUGACAGAGUACGCUAGAGCAUGCUCUCACGCUGGGUCCCCGGUGCGGGACUGGAGGGAUGACUUUCCUGCCUGUACUGAGAAGUGUGAAGACAGCUUUGUUCACCGUGAUUGUAUCAGUUGUUGUCCACCAACCUGCACAUUUGAAAAAGAUUGUCUUGGCAGCAACUUGCACUGUUUAGAUGGCUGUUACUGUCCAGAUGGUCUCAUUAUGGAAAAUGGAACUUGUAUCUCUUUGUCGAAUUGUCCUUGUACUUAUCAUGGAACUGCUUUCCCUGUAGGCUCAAAAAUUGAACAAGAAUGUAGCAACUGUAUUUGUGUUGGUGGCAUUUGGAACUGCACUGAUCAUGAUUGCCCAGCUGAGUGCUCCAUCACAGGUAGCUCUCAUUUCACAACAUUUGAUGGGCGUCAUUUUACCUUUCUUGGGAUUUGCCAGUACAUUUUGGUAAAAGGCAGUGGGAAAAGCAAAUUCACAAUCACUUUACAGAAAGCACCUUGUGGACAGAACUUUGACCACACCUGCAUUGAGUCUAUAACACUAGUUCUUGAAGAUGAUGUGAGGAAACAAGUUACUCUCACAAGAUAUGGUCAAGUCCAAACUGUCUCUAAUCAAGUUUUUAACCUCAAUGGGGCUAUUGAAAUUCAGAAUAUAUCCUCUUUCUUUGUUCAACUGAAAACUAGUUUUGGUUUGAAGAUACUGUUUGCUAAAGAUGGAGAGAGGAUCUAUGUUCAAGUUGAUGUCAGAUGGAAAAGAAGAACAUUAGGACUAUGUGGAACAUACAAUGGGAAUUUAAGAGAUGAUUUUCUGUCUCCAGCAGGGAUGAUUGAAGGGACCCCACAACUUCAUGCCAAUGCAUGGAAAGUUUCCUCAGCUUGCUCCGUGCCUAUCAAUAUUCCUGUGGUUGAUCCCUGUAACGUUAAUCAGCAAAAUGCUGAGUAUGCAUCUCACUGUGAUAUCAUCAAUCAAGACGUUUUUGCUCCCUGCCAUGCCUACAUCAGUCCAGGGUUGUACUACCAGCUGUGCCGCUUUGACGCGUGCAAAUGUGGGAGCAGCUGUUUGUGUAAUGCUUUGGCUCACUAUGCUUACGUCUGUGGCAAGCACGGGGUCAUCGUUGACUUCAGAUCUCAUAUUUCUUACUGUGCUGUAAUGUGUCACAGUGGUAUGCUUUAUCAUCAGUGCUCUUCUUUUUGUAAACACUCCUGUGCUUCACUUUCUAUGGCAAAUAUCUGUGGUGAUGACUGUGCAGAAGGAUGUAAUUGUCCUGAUGGGAAAUAUUUUGAAGAGUCGGUCAACUUUUGUGUAUCAAUAUCUGCCUGUCAUUGUCAUUACAAGGGCAAAGCCCUCCAGCCUGGAGAAAUCCUCUCUACGCCAACAGGCUCCUGUCAAUGUUUGAACGGAACAGUGAAAUGUAUUGAAGCCAGUACAGAAAAUACAGUUCACAUAUGCCCAGAUGGAAAAAUCUACUAUGACUGCAGAUCUCCUGUGCCUGGAUUACCAGCAGCAGGUGUGAAUUGUGGGAUCUCUUGUGCAAACCUUGCCAUGAACUUCUCCUGUGUCCCCUCUCCACCCUGUGCAAGUGGCUGCAUUUGCCCCCCUGGGAUGGCUGAGCAUAGAGGGAAAUGUUAUAUUCCUGAUAGUUGUCCAUGCACCUGGAAAGACAGGGAAUUUCUGUCAGGAGAAGUGAUAGCUACACCAUGUUACACCUGUGUUUGUCGGAGAGGCAUAUUCAAUUGCACCAGUUACCCCUGUCCUGCUGUAUGCACUAUUUAUGGAGAUCGGCAUUAUUAUACCUUUGAUGGACUGGAAUAUGAUUAUGUCAGUGACUGCCAAACUUACCUGCUAAAGAGCACAGAUAACUCAAAUAUAUCUAUAAUUGCUCAAAACAAAAAGUGCUUUGACAAUGAUAUCGUUUGCUCAAAGAAUGUUUUCAUCACUGUUGGAGACACUGAGAUUUAUUUUAGUGAACCUUCUGAGAAGCAGAAGACCUUAAGGGGACAGGAAAACAAAUCUAAAUAUCAGCUUUGGAAGGCUGGAUAUUAUACUGUGAUACACUUUCCAGAACAGGACAUUACAAUUCUGUGGGAUAAGAAGACUAUGAUGCAUGUUAAAGUUGGACCUCAGUGGAAGGGUAAAUUGGCAGGUUUGUGUGGAAAUUUUGACAAAUAUACUUCAAAUGAUCUGACUACAUCAAACAACAUGGAGGUGAGAAAUGCACAGGUGUUUGGAGACAGCUGGGUAUUAGGACAGUGCAAGAGCCCAAAUGAAACGCUGAGACCAUGUGAUGUACAUCAGAGCAAGUUCCCUUAUGCCAAAAAGGAAUGCUCAGUUUUAUACAGUGAUGUUUUUGCGCCUUGUCGCAAUGUGAUUGAUGUGACUUCUUUUAUCAAAAAUUGUCACACAGAUACAUGCAACUGCAAUCUUGGUGGGGACUGCGAGUGUUUGUGUACAAGUAUUGCAGCUUAUGCCCACAAGUGCUGCCAGCAGGGAGCAGCAAUCCACUGGCGAUCUCCUUUGCUCUGUGCUUAUGACUGUGAAUAUUACAAUCAAGGUCUUGGUGAAGGACCCUAUAUUUUGGCAAGUUUUGGAGCAAAUGACACAAUUAUUGGGGCUAAUGUAUCCAGUAGAAGGAUAUUUCCUCUGCCUAGAACCGGAGCAUAUGGAAAUGUAAUUUUCGGUUUCAUGAUAACUCCAGGUCUUUUCAAAGAUGAAGAUUUAUCUCUCUCUCUUGUUUCCCUGGAAUCUGCUGAAAGACCAAACUACUUUCUGUACGUACAUGACAAUGAAACCAUUGGGCUGGAACAGUGGCAGGCAAGUGCCUCCUUUCAGAGACGAGCCACCUUCUUCCACCACCGUGGUCUCUGGAGUCCAGGGCUCAGUGCCUUUGAACUGCACAGUAAAAAAGGCUUUUUCAUCGUUCUCACCUCAUCUAGUGUUAAAGUGGCAAAGUACAAUGAUUCAGAAGAAUUCAAACAUUUCAGUAGCUUUAGCAUUGAAGAACUUAGUGCUUCUGUGCCUUAUAGAAGGAUCUGUGAAUGGCGAUAUGAGUCUUGUGCCAAUCCUUGUUUUAAGACAUGUAGCGAUCCUGAAGGAAUAGCAUGUAGAUUCCUUCCUCCGGUUGAAGGAUGCAUGCCAUACUGUCCCAAAAACAUGAUCCUCGAUGAGGUCACACAUAGAUGUGUUUAUCCAGAAGACUGUAUACCUGUGACACCUACAGGAUCAGAAAUUGGAACAAAACCUUCAUGGUUAAUCUCUCACACAGAUGCUACCGUGGAGAGAUUUCCUCAGACACCUCCUUUAUUUGUUACUUUGGUGAAUGAACCAACUCAUAUCGGUGUGACAGACAAAAUAACCAUGGAGGCAAACACAACUUUAAGGGGAAUGAAUAUGUCAGCACAGUCCAUUACAGACUUUUACUCAUUGGAAUCAUCUAACGCAGCCACCUAUUCAACAUUUUCAUUACCAAGUACAGUGAACCCUUCUGAUGUACUUCACAGCACAGCCAGCUCUACUGUCCCUUCCAAACUCAUCUCUUCAACAUAUUUUCCAACUCUUCUUCAAGCACCAGCAGUCAUAUCACAUACUGUCAGUUCUAAUACAUCUUUAAUUUUACCUAUUACAAUAGCAACUCCAACAGCUUAUGCAAAUUUUGAUGACUGUUCCCAAGCAGGCAUCUCCAUUAAAAAAGGGCAGUAUUUAUGCUGCUCUGCCACCAAUGAAAUCCAUUAUGUCUACAGUCUUCCCUCUCAGGACAUUGGUAUUACCUCUAAAUGCUACAUCAGUAACCACUUCAGAAAUUACAGAGUACCCAAGCAGUUCAGAUACGGAAUUGAGAAGUUGGCUCAAAGUUCAGGCACUUUCAUUCAUAAAGAUCCUUCUCUUACGAGGUCAUCAUCUUUAUUUACAACCUUGUCAUCAACAUCAGUACCAUCUUAUGUGACAUUUCGGACUACAAGUUCUUCAUUGAUUCCCACAGUAGAUAGCACUUCAUCACUAACACAAAAUAUAACUGCUACUGAAGAAUCAGUUUCAUCUCUAGAUACACAAGGAAUGUCAAAAAUUCCCGUUACAGAUGUUCUGACUUGUGUGGAUUUUUCUAAAUUCACUUUAAAUAUAAGCCCUUCUACCAACCUUUCAUCAGCACUAAAAUCAUCCAUUUUAAAGCCCUCUUUACUAAUGCCUAAAAUUUCUGAAGCCACUUUAGAAAGCCAGCCCUCUAUGCCUUCACCUCCUCCUAAGACCACUCAUAUCUCUAAUGUUUCUCUAGGAAAGCAGAGUUCUUCGGAAGAAGAUGGAAAAAUAUCAGCCAUAUCAGCUGGAAUCAUCACUCAAUCCACUACACCAAUGAUCAUGAACACAACACUGAAUGCCACAUCCUCAAAAGUACCUUAUAUUUUUGCAAAAAUACCACCUAGCUCUUCAGCCAGUUUAUUAGUUACUUCAGGCACUACUCUAGUCUCUAGGAUUACUACAAAAACCACUGAUCCUUUUGUUGCUGACUUGGAUUUUUAUACGACUUCAGCUUCAGUUCUUACCACCACAGAAACACACAGAUCUUUGUUUACAACUGCAGUAACUCAAGCUUCCCAGAGCACUAAAGAAACUCCAAAAAUUAUUGUAAUGAAAACAACUGGUACUACAAGUCCAUUAUCACAGAUGAAGAGUACCUCAUAUACAGUUUCAGAAGUUAAAUACUCAACCUCAUAUGAGAGAACUGUGGAAAUUUCACAAGGUGGUCAGACUUCAUAUGAGCAAAGAAAUUUUACCAAGAUAAAGGCAACCACAACUGACAAAUCUUCCCUGCCUUAUUUGCCAUUAACUGCAGUCCAGAGUUCGCUUUUUUCAAGAAAUACAACCUCAGUAAAAAAUAUGUCUCUUUCUGGAGUCUCAGGUCUAACAACGUCAGAUAGGUCCAAAAUCCCAACACAGAAACCGAUUAAACAUUAUUUUAGUUUAGCAGAGGCCACAGAGAGAACUAAAAUAGGUUUAUCUCAUUCUAGUGGUGGAAUGGCUCUACCUUCCUCUUCAGAAACAACAGGUGUAGCUGACAAGGCUUACUUUGGUACGAUGAUGCAUACACUGAUGUCUACAUCAUCUGAGUGUGUGCCAAGAUACCUUGAAUCUGUUGACAAAUGUAGCCAGUAUGUAUGUGUUAAUAUGGGUUGGAUGUUAUACAAUCUUUCAAGGAACUGCCCUAAGGAUGUGCAGAAGCCAGAUUGUGGUUUUCGAGGAAUGCCUGUUCAAGUUAACACUGAUAGUUGUUGUCCAGAAUGGGAAUGUCCCUGUCAAUGUUCUGUACUGUCUGAACUGAGUAUUAUUACAUUUGAUGGAAACAACAUAGCCCUCUGCAAUAUGGCUUCCUAUAUUUUAGUCAAGUUACCAGGAGAAAUUAUUGUAGCUCAUAUUGAAAAAUGUCCUGCUAAUCAGAGUGCAAAUUCAAUAAGAAAACUAGUUCCACCUGCGAGCACUUCAGGGCUCUGUUUUAAGAAAUUAAAUGUCACAACACCCACAUGUAAAAUACUUAUCAAUCGCUUAGCAAGAAAAGUAGUAGUGGAUUCUGUAAUUCAACCAUUACCAUUUUCAAAAGAAGGACUGAGUAUUCAGGAUACUGGUGCAAUGUAUGUCGUUAAUACCCCAGCUGGUAUUAGCAUCAAGUGGGCUCAUGUUACAGGCAUCAUAGAUAUACAGUAUGGAUUACACUCUAACACAUCGAUGAAGACAGAAGGACUUUGUGGGGUGUGUAAUGGAGAUCCUAGUGAUGACCUGAAAAUGCAAAACAUGAGCAUAAUUACAAAUAUGGAGGAAAUUGAAAUGUUCAUUAAGAGUUGGGAAAUUGAGAAAUCACUUGAUGUAACAACCAGGAGGCCAGUAAGAAACUGUACUGAAGAUAACUGCACAUACUGUAUGGAACUGUUAAACAGAAGCAUUUUCAUCCCUUGUCACAAGAAAGUGUCACCACAGGAAUUUUGUGAGAAGAUGUGGAUCAACAGUACUUAUUUUUGGAAUUAUGAGUGUGAUGCACUUUCUGCGUAUGUGGCUUUGUGCAACAAGCACAACAUCUGCAUUAAAUGGAGGACAGCUGAUUACUGUUCAUUGAGUUGUCCUGAGGGCAAGGAAUACCAGCCUUGUGUGCAACCCUGUGAAGCCAAGACAUGCUUAAAUAAAUGGUUCUAUGAAGAUUCUCCCUGCUCCUAUUUGAGGGAAGACUGUGUUUGUAAAAAUGGCACCAUUCUGCAUAGAACAGACUCUGAUCUUUGUAUACCAGAAGAAAAAUGUGCAUGUACAGAUAGUAAAGGACAACCCCGCUCUGCUGGGGAGAAAUGGAAUGGGUCCAUGAGAAGCUGUUGCAUGUAUGGAUGUUUAGAAAAUGGAAGCAUUGUUGCUGUAGAACCUGAAUGCAAUGAGGAUCCACCACCAGUCUGUGAAAGAGAAGGAGAAGUUAUUGUCAGUGUCAUUGAAGAGAGAGCUUGCUGUCCCAAGAAAGUUUGUGAAUGUAACAUAUCAUUGUGUGAUGCCAUUAUUCCAACAUGCAAACCCACUGAAAAAUUAGUGGUAGGCUACCAUCCCCUGUCCUGCUGUCCACAGUACCGAUGUGAAUGUGAUCCUUCAGUUUGUUUCAAUGCUUCCCAGCUGGACUGCAGAGAAGAUCAAUUUAUUGUUGAAGCAAAACAGGAAGAUCCUUGUUGUUUCUCACAACUCUGUGUUUGUGAAUCCUGUAUUGAGCCUGUUCCUUUUUGUGAUGAAGGGGAAAUUCUCACUGUAGACCUUAAUACCAUACAUUACUGUUGUCCCCAUUACUACUGUGUUUGUGAUGAAAAUCUUUGUUCUGAGCCUCCUGUGAUUUGCACAGAUGACAUGACACCUGUGAAGAAAAAAAUACUUGGGCAAUGUUGUCCAGAAUGGCACUGUGAAUGUAAUUGUGAAAAUGCUACUAUGCUGACCUGUAAAUUGGGAGAAGUUAAAAAAAUAGAUAAUAGUGUUUCCAGUGCCUGCGGAUGCACUCACUACAUUUGCGAGAAGGAUGAUGUGUGCAUCUUCCAAGAGGUCACAGUACUGAAUCCUGGACAGUCAAUAAUUCAGUACUUGGAUGGAGACCUUUGUUACACUGUACAAUGUUUACAAGAAAAAGAUCAGAACACAGGAUACAAUGCCAUGCAUUUCACAAUGAUGAACUGUUCCCAGCAAUGUGAAGCUCAUCAAAUAUAUAUUCCUUCCUUCAGUCACCAUACUUGUUGUGGUAUGUGUCAAAAUGUGUCCUGCUCUUUUCAUACAGAGAAUGGAACACUUGUUGUGUAUGAGGAAGGAAGCACCUGGAGCUCCAACUGCACCAACUACAAAUGUGCUAAGACUGCUGCGGGGGCUAUCAUACUGGGAUCAAGUGUUGUCUGCCCCCCGUUUAAUGACACUGACUGUACAAAGAAUGGCGGAAUUGUGCAGACGUAUAAUGAUGGCUGCUGCAAGACCUGCAAAAAGGAAGAAAGAAUUUGCCAAAAAAUGACAAUCAGGACAACCAUAAGAAAAAAUGACUGUAUAAGUCAAAGCCCGAUAAACGUGGCUUCUUGUGAUGGAAAAUGCCCAUCUGCAACAAUUUUCAAUGUCAAUAUUGAUAGCCAUUUAAGAUUCUGUAAAUGUUGUCGAGAAAUUGGAACACGUAAUCUGACUGUACCACUGCGCUGCUCAGGAAAUGGCACUGAAAUUAUGUACGUCCUUCAGGAGCCUGUAGACUGCUCAUGCCAAUGGAACUGAACAUUACUGUGGAUACAAUUUAAUCUGAAUAAAUAAAAUGAGUUUCCUUUCA